GUGGAAAAUUCUCAUAUUAAAAAUAACCUUACAAUUAUGGCCAAGGAAAAAUCUGAAGGAACAUCUGUGGAAAAUACGAGGAAAAUGUUAGGUUAGGUUUUCAGUUAUGAAAUAAAUUUUAAAACAAAAUGAGAAAACAGGUUUUACAGUCGUUCAAAUCACUUCAUAAAGCAGGAAAAAUAGUAUUCGACGGAGAUUUAGCUGCAUUAGAGAAAAUACGACUGAAAAUAAAUGACGAAUAUAAGAAACACAAAAAUAUAAGUGACGGAAACAAGAUACAAGAGAUGAUUAAAUUUGCCACUGAAGUCGAAAAAGAAUUGAAAAGUUCUGUAAUACAAGCAGUUGAAGUUGCGCCUAGAAAAUACGAAGCCAAAAUACGGACAGAAACUGUUAAAUUAGACAAUGUACCAUUCAAAGAAAUUUGUGAAAUCAAGAAAAAAACUUAAUUCUUCAAAUCUUCAAUAAUAUUUCUUGGUAGUAAGCGAUAACACACAACUUCCUGAUUUAUAUUGUAUAAAGACAUUCUGGAUGAUGAGAUGAAUAAAUGGUUAUAUUUCAUAUGUAGUUAUUGAAAUAAAUAAGCCCAAAUCA
Harmonia axyridis is the source of this 591-nucleotide messenger RNA. Its product is annotated as complex III assembly factor LYRM7. Lineage: Eukaryota; Metazoa; Arthropoda; Insecta; Coleoptera; Coccinellidae. The record is from RefSeq and is a predicted model, not a curated record. Bases 129 to 446 code for a protein of 105 amino acids. Gene Ontology annotation, biological process: mitochondrial respiratory chain complex III assembly. The transcript has 4 exons.